CCCACUAGAAUUUCCGCCAUUCUCUCUCUCUCUCUCUCUCUUUCUCUCCUGGAGUUGAGAGUUUAGUCAGCUUUGAAGUUUGAACGCCAUGUCCGCCAUUGCCACAGCUGCAACUCUCUCUCUGCCCAUCUCUCUCUGUCCAUCCUCCAAACUCGGCAACAAGAAGGGAGGCAGCAGAACAGGGUUUAGGGUGUUUGCUAUAAUUGGGGAAGAGGGUGGGCUAUUAGACAAGAAAAAUGCAUGGGGCACACUCUUUGAUGUGGAAGAUCCAAGAUCUAAAGUCCCGCAGUGUAAAGGAAAAUUCUUAGAUGUGAAUCAAGCCCUAGAAGUGGCUAGAUAUGAUAUUCACUACUGCGAUUGGCGGGCUCGGCAAGAUCUACUCACAAUCAUGCUCCUUCACGAAAAGGUGGUGGAAGUGCUGAACCCUUUGGCCCGUGAUUACAAGUCCAUUGGUACCCUGAAGAAGGAUCUUGCAGAGCUGCAAGAAGAGCUUGCACAAGCACACAGACAGGUUCAUAUAUCUGAAGCAAGAGUUGCCACUGCUCUAGACAAGCUUGCUUACAUGGAAGCAUUGGUUAAUGAUAGAUUGUUACAAGACAGAACAACAACAGAAACUGAGGGAGCAUCCCCUUCUCCAAGUACUUCCACAGCAUCUCUGGUUACUGCUAAAAAUAAUCUUCCCAGGAAAAGCCUGAACGUGUCUGGUCCAAUCCAACCUUACAAUCCCCGUCUGAAAAACUUUUGGUACCCUGUUGCUUUCUCUAGUGACCUGAAGGAUGACACCAUGAUCCCAAUUGACUGCUUUGAGGAGCCCUGGGUAAUUUUUCGUGGAAAAGAUGGGAAACCUGGAUGUGUCCAGAAUACCUGUGCACAUAGAGCAUGCCCUCUUCACCUUGGAUCAGUGAAUGAGGGCCGCAUACAAUGUCCUUACCAUGGGUGGGAAUACUCAACAGAUGGAAAGUGUGAGAAAAUGCCAUCUACGAGAUUACUCAAUGUAAAGAUAAGAUCAUUGCCUUGCUAUGAGCAAGAGGGAAUGGUAUGGAUAUGGCCAGGCAGUGACCCUCCUACUGCCACGCUCCCUUCUUUACAACCUCCCUCGGGAUUUAAAAUACAUGCUGAGAUUAUCAUGGAACUGCCUGUGGAGCAUGGACUACUUCUUGACAACCUUUUGGAUCUUGCACAUGCGCCUUUCACUCACACUUCAACCUUUGCAAAGGGAUGGAGUGUUCCCAACCUGGUGAAAUUUCUUACACCUGCUUCUGGCCUCCAAGGAUAUUGGGACCCCUAUCCAAUAGAUAUGGAAUUUCGACCCCCUUGUAUGGUGUUGUCAACAAUAGGAAUCUCUAAGCCUGGGAAACUGGAGGGCCAGACCACCAAGCAGUGCUCUACUCAUCUUCACCAACUUCAUGUGUGCUUACCAUCAUCAAGACAGAAGACAAGGCUUUUAUACAGAAUGUCGCUGGAUUUUGCACCCGUGCUACAGCAUAUUCCAUUCAUGCAGUAUCUGUGGAGGCAUUUCGCUGAGAAGGUUCUGAACGAGGAUCUACGACUCGUUAUUGGCCAACAAGACCGAAUGCUGAAUGGAGCAAAUGUAUGGAACUUGCCAGUGACAUACGACAAACUAGGAGUACGGUACAGGUUAUGGAGAGACUCUGUGGAGCGAGGAGCCGAGAAAUUGCCCUUCACCAAACAAACAUAGAGGUUGCCCUACUAAGAAAUGAAUGUUGAGUUACAUGCCAAAUCUCCUCUCAAAGGCAUCAGUUGUUUUGCUCAAUUACAGAUGAUCUCAACAAUGCCCCAUUGGCCAUUGCUCAUUCCCAAAAUACCUAACCGCCCCGGAAACUGUAAUAUGAUGAUCAGAGGCAGAACAGAAGGGAAGAGAGAUGGUCUCUGCAUACAAAUGCUUGUGAGGAAUAACAGCUGUGCACUUAAUGUUUUACUGUUUUUGUGUACAGUUCCCCCCCCCCCCCCCCCCCCCCACCCACCCAAAUUUCUUGCAUUUAUUUUCUGUAUUUUUUUUGGGGUAAAUCCCCAAGGUUGAUAGGCAGUUUCUGGUCUUUCAUUUCGUGCCAGCACCAUGAAAUGUCUGGUUGUAUAAUAGCUGCUUCUUCUUUCUCGUAUUUGGAAUGAGAUCUCCCCAGACAAACUCUGCAAAUUUA
Molecule: messenger RNA, 2159 nt
Organism: Diospyros lotus (date-plum)
Lineage: Eukaryota; Viridiplantae; Streptophyta; Magnoliopsida; Ericales; Ebenaceae
Product: chlorophyllide a oxygenase, chloroplastic
Exons: 9
Coding region: 89-1699 (536 amino acids)
Biological process (GO): chlorophyll biosynthetic process
Cellular component (GO): chloroplast
Molecular function (GO): chlorophyllide a oxygenase activity; 2 iron, 2 sulfur cluster binding; iron ion binding
Source: RefSeq, a predicted model, not a curated record